AUGUAUUCAUUUCUUAACAUCCCUCCAAAUUACCCACCUCACAAUUGCACCAAUUACAGACAAGUGGAUAGAUUCACACAACCUUACACUCACACUACAAUCGACAAAGUGCCCUUUCCUAAAGAUAAGAACUACCGCCCACCACAAAUUAGUCUCUCCACACAAACCAUAUUCCGGUACAGAAACUUCACUAUGACACUAACGAUGUCCGAGGAUUGGCGUCGGUCACAUGGCAUUCUUCCAGAGGAUGUUAUAAAGUGUGCACUAGCAGCGACCUGUCACAAAGAAAGUGUAAUAGAGACGCAUCAAAGUGACGAAGUCAAACUCUGUAAAGUCUGCCAAUCGGAACGACGCAUUAUAGAAAUCGACCAUAGCGAUCAAAGCCAAAUUGGCCCGGUCACCACUGCGGAUGGCUUAGAAAAGUACACGUUCAACAAAUGUAAGAGUUUCUGCUCUUCGUCGCGCAACCAUCACCACAGUCGACUUUGUAUCGUCAUAUCGGGAUUGCCGGACGGGCCGUUUUACUCUGCGCCGUUUGUGUUACAAGCGCGCGAGAAGAGGACGACCAAAACGGAAGGCCAACAAGACGAGAAAGAUGACAAAGAAGGGUUGUCCCCGACCCCCGAGGAAGACAUGCCGUUCAUUAAAGAGGAAGAACUGAUGAAAGUGGAAGAGGUGAUCCAAGACGAAGUAGAUGUCCAACAUGAACUUGCUGUUGUAGUUGUGGUCCACUUUAACACUAACGACUUUAAAACAAAAAUUGGGAAAGGACUGUGUGAGCGGAUGGAGAAAAUUGAAGGCAUUCAAUGUGUUCGAAUGCGCGAAGGUGGGUUAGUGGUGUUUGUUGUGGUCUUUGGGGUUGAAGGGAAGGUCGACCGCCUGAGUGAGAAAGUGCGGGAGUGUGCUGAAAAGUAUUUUAAAAAUGACGGAGUAGAGAAUGGGUGGCAAGCCAAUCUGUUAGAAAUUGGCGUGGUGAGUAAAUACAUUAUAACCGAUAACAGGGGAUGA
Entamoeba invadens IP1 is the source of this 1008-nucleotide messenger RNA. RefSeq lists its product as hypothetical. The transcript has a single exon. The record is from RefSeq and is a predicted model, not a curated record. The coding region runs from base 1 to 1008 and encodes 335 amino acids. Lineage: Eukaryota; Evosea; Mastigamoebida; Endamoebidae.